GUCGGCAGUGGUGCAUGUCGGACUUUGAACCCUAAGUACUUAGAAACAAAGCAUAUAAGUGAAAUUUGUGGGACAAACAUAGCAAAUAUUUAGUUUAAAUAAAAUGUUGUCUUUUUAUAUAAUUUUUAUUUAUGAUAACCUGAAAAUAUAUAGUCUUUUUGAAAAACAGUUACCAUAAAAAUCUAGUAUCUAGUAUUUUUAGUAUUUUGGUUAUAUAGUAUAUGUUUAUUUUAUUUUCUAAAAAAUAACCAGUCAAUCAUUAUCUGACGUCAUGAAAAAUUUUUAGUAACACUUCAAAGUCAAUAGAAUCACAAUAUUUUAAAUGCUUAACAAUGGGAUGUUCAGCAAGUACAAGAAGGAAUGCAGUAGCUAAAGAUCAACCUGUCUCUCAUAACAGAGGAAUAAUUGCUCCACAAGAACAAAAACUGAUGGAAACAGAGCAAAGAGAAGCUUCAGGAAAAUAUGAAAAGCUGUCAAAGAAACACAGCAAUGAAUGCAAGAUUAAAAAGCAAAUGGAGGAAAAACAGAUCAAAAAUAAAUCGAAACACAAAACUACUCCAGUAAAAGUAAGAAGAGGGUCAUUGUCUUCGAUUUCAUCUUCUUCCUCUGAAGAAGAUGAUUAUUCUCCAAGUGUAGAUAUGAAGAAAAUAGAAGCACAAAAUUCUCAUGCUGUUGUAACGAUUCCAAUUGCAAGCAACGUUUUGACACAAGAUGAGUGUCUUGACACAGUUUACCCACAUCAAGAAACUCUUGAGGAAAUAACCAAAUCACACGAAGAACCUACUGAAAUACGCGAAGAAACUAUCGAAACACAUAAAGAAGCUAACGAAACACGCGAAGAUACUAUCGAAACGCAUGAAGAAGCUAACGAAACACGCGAAGAAACUAUCGAAACGCACGAAGAACCUACUGAAACACGCAAAGAAACUAUCGAAACACAUGAAAAUGCUAAUCAAGUAACAUCAACCUCGACAGAAUUAUCUACAGUAACCGAAUGUCAAGAGCCCCCAGAGAAAGCAAUUACUAUACAAGAUAUUAAAGAAGUAGUUGCGUUGGAUGAAGUGGAAAUAAACAAUGGCGAUGUUUUGGUUGCAGAGACUGGGGAGGAGACGAAAUUUUAUGACGAAUUAGCUAGCAACCAGAAGGAAGAAUGCAUUCAGGAAGUAAACGAUAAAGAUAUCGAAAGCAUCGAUCCGACGGAUGCAAUUGUAGAAGGAGAAGCAAGAGAACAAGCCGUUAAAAAUGAUCAGGACAAGCAAGAAGGUGGAGAAGCUACCAGCCGAGAACAGCAUGUUGCAUCUGCGAAUGUAGACACAAGUUCAGUUGGUGAAAACGAUCAAAUUGUUGGAGAGAAAAAUGAUGAAGUGGUUAUUUCUGAAAGUUUCUCUAAUGUCGUGGGUGACCCCAUUGAAAAAGUGAGUGAAAUGAAUGCUCCUGUUGACGCAUCUGAUGGUAACGUUAAUAAAGAGCUAUCUUCUGCUGUGGACCGCAUUGAAAAAGUGAGUGAAAUGAAUGCUCCUGUUGACGCAUCUGAUGGUAACGUUAAUAAAGAGCUAUCUUAUGCUGUGAGUGCGCACCAAGAAGACGAAACUGCCGAAGAAUGCACACGAGAAAGAAACGAAGAUGACACGAACGAUGCUAUGAAAGUAAAUAAAGACGAGACGAAUGGUUCGAAUAAAAACAUAUCCGCAUCAUUAGAAGAAGGUCUGGAAAUAAAUACACGACCAACAUCAAAUUUAGAAGUUGCUGAAGAUGGUGAAGUAGAAGAAGAAGCGUAAAGUUAUACAUUUAUUUACAAAAAUCUCCGCGUAUUCUUAUUUUAGACAACAUGAUUGUCUGAAAGUGGAAGCAAUCAAAAUUUGUAUGCAAAAAACUUGAUUGUCGUUUAUUUGAAGACUGAUUUUACCGAAAGACUUUAAAGACCAAGGGACCAAGUUACUUUAUGUUUUUUGUCUGUUAUAGUCUCAUAUUCACUUUUACUGAAUAACUGAUGUAAUUUUAAACAUCGGUACAUUUUUCUGUUAAUCUAGAUAUGGCGUCUGGUAUAGUAUUUGCUGUAAAGUUACCUAAGAACUAUCUAUCAUAUAAUAUCUAACCUACAAAGAAAUAGGUUAUUUUUUAUUCUAGGGAUCAAAUAUUUUCGCUGACUUUAUGUUACGACGUUUUUUUAUAUAUAAUACAACGUGUAAUUUUAAUUGAUAUUAUACAAAUACAUAUAUUUUAUACUAAAUAUAUAUAUAUAUAUAUAUAGAGAGAGAGAGAUGAUUACUGCUUAUAAAAAUAAUAUUUAUUUUAAUAUGUAAUAUAAAAUGCAUAAUUUUUUAAAUACAUAAUUUUUCUAUGAUCUAUUUCAAUGUGCAUGUGCAAUGUGCAGAAAUGUAAGAGACAGAUAUUUAAAUUAAAAGAAAAACUGCAAUUUUAUUAAUGGAAAAUAUGUUGCUUUUCAGAGCAACAUAGUUUAUCUGUUGGUGUAAACCGGGUUCCGUACGACGACUCGCAAGCCGUAAAGGCCAAGAUCACAUUAACAGAUAAGCGUUUAAAUUUGUAAAGAAUUAUAAAAUUCUAAAUAUUUGUAUUUUUGGUCACAAAUUUAAUUAUAAUAUAUAUAGUAUAAUUUUAUUUAAUAAAUAUGUAAUUAGGCGAAUCGGUUUAAUGGAUGUACAUAAUGGAAAUUUGUGAAUAUUGAAAAUAUAAUUCGUUUGAAUAUGAGUAAA
Molecule: messenger RNA, 2714 nt
Organism: Hydractinia symbiolongicarpus
Lineage: Eukaryota; Metazoa; Cnidaria; Hydrozoa; Anthoathecata; Hydractiniidae
Product: PH domain-containing protein DDB_G0275795-like
Exons: 4
Coding region: 333-1778 (481 amino acids)
Source: RefSeq, a predicted model, not a curated record